UCGGUGGGAGGACAGGGAUGGCGCCGCCGCCGCUGCUGCUGCUGCUCCUGCCGCUGCUGGCGGCCGCCGCCGCCGCGUACCUGUGCUGCGUGCGGCGGCACACGGGCAGCGCGGGGGCCCUGCUGCUCCGCCGGGAGCCGCGCCGGGCCGGGGCGCCGAGCCUGCCCCGGGACACCUGGGCCCCGCGGCUGUGCGGCGCCGGGCUGCGCCUCUUCGUCCAUGUGGCCAACACGGCUUUUGGACAGUUCUGCUUAUUGCCAUUCUUAAUGAGACUGAACAACUUCUCGCUUAUGCGUUCACUUGACAUUCACGAAGAUCCCACGUUUAUCCCGGAGGUUGCUGCAGAGGUUGCAGGAGACAAGUCUGAGGCUAAAAGCACUUCAGAUGUUAUCAAGCAGCUGAUAGAUGCAAGGUCUGAUUCUGCUAGGAAUGGGUUUAGCUUCAAAGGGAUCAAAGAUUAUCUGGAGUGCUACCGGAGUGGGAAGCUGACACCGUCUCAGGUAGCCAAGAACAUCAUUGCCAUGCUGGAGGACUGCAACAAAUCCACCCCCCCGCUCAGAGCAAUAGUGCAAUGGGACCGGGAGCAAAUAAUGCUGAUGGCUGAGGCCUCCACUACUCGUUACAGGAAUAAAUGUACCCUGUCUUAUCUGGAUGGUAUCCCAGUGUGUCUGAAAGAAGAGUUCAAAGUGGUCCCUUACCAUCACCGAGUGGGAACAGUGUAUCUUGGGACAAAGCCAGAAACAGAAGAUGCUACUGUGGCCAAGAAGCUGCGAGAGGCUGGGGCUAUCAUUAUUGGGGUCUCAAACAUGCAUGAACUAGGGACUGGAACAACUGGAUGCAACCCUAAUAGGUACCACAAGAUCCCUAGGAAUCCCUACAAGCCUAACCACUUCACAGGCGGGAGCUCCAGUGGGUCAGCAGCAGCUGUGGCAGCAGGUCUCUGCCCGGUGGCUAUUGGCACAGAUGGAGGAGGCUCUGUGAGGAUUCCUGCUUCAUUCUGUGGUGUGGUGGGGCUGAAAGGUACAUUUGGGCGCAUCAGUGGUCAUGGCAGCUUGCCACUCUCCUACUCCACAGUCAGCGUAGGCCCUAUCUGUACAUCAGUGGCAGAUGCAGCCAUUGUUUACAGUAUCCUUGCUGAGCCAGAUCCACUCUAUCCAUAUGGACUAAAACAGCCCAAAGCAACCCUAUCUGAUAUGUGUGCUCCUGACCUGAAAGGCUUAAAUCUGGGAGUGGACUGGACAUUUUUUAAGGCAUGUGAUGCUGAAGUUCUGUCCAUCUGCAAGAAAGCUGUGGAGCACCUGCAGAGUUUGGGAGCCAGUGUGGUUGAAGUCUCUCUUCCAGAGAUGGAGGAAGCUCGAGUAGCACAUGUAAUCUGCAUUCUCAGUGAGAUGAGAGACUUCCUGCAACCUGACUUCAAUAAACAUUUCCAGGAAAUGAAUUUGGACACUCGGGCUAACCUGGCCUUGGCUUGCCAGUUCACAGCUCUGGAUUAUAUUACGGCAAAUCGGCAGAGAACUCGGAGCAUGGGAUUUUUGCGAGAGAUCUUCAGCACUGUCAACUGUAUCCUUACACCAGCUGUUCCUUGCACUGCCCCAAGAAUUUAUGAAUCUGACCUCUUGACUGGGAGCAGCGAUAUGUCCUUCACAGUACGGUCCAUGAGGUUCAUGCAGCUUGGUAACUUCACUGGGAUACCAGGCAUUGUGGUCCCCAUUGGAUAUUCUACUGCUGGGCUUCCUAUCAACCUCCAGGUCAUGGCAAAAUGGUGGGAUGAAGCUGUUCUUCUGAGGAUUGGCCUAAAGCUAGAGCAGUUCCGUUCCCAGACCAAAAAACCAUCCAUUUAUUACGACGUCCUUGCAUGAUAGAGUGACCAAGUUGGGGAUUAAGUCUUUUUUUUUCCCUAGUCUGACCUGACCAAAUAUUAAGAGUGGACUUGUUUUCAAUGUUCAUCUGAAAGGCUUAGUAGCAGGCUCAUUUGAGGAAUGGGGACUGAUCUAAGCAGGCACUAAUGCUGAGCAGACAUAAUUUCUGCUCCCUGCUUGUCGGAUGGCUUAGUUUAUACUGGCGAGACCAACUGUGCUAGUUCCUUGCUUUGUUUUUGCAGGGGAAGCUGCAACUAUCUUCUACAAUUUCUUCCCAUGUAGGGGUCCUGUGUACAGAUGGAAGACAAUUGUAUCUACAGGACUGCAUGCAGGUAGUUCAUACUACUGUACAUGGAGAGGUACAAUCUCUAGGCCUUAAACCUUCCAAUGGAACUUCUCCUGCUCCAGGAUAUAACAAAGGUCUUGUUUUUGAAGGGGAAGGGCACUGAAUAAUGCCUAGCUCUCUUGGAAUGAGGAGGCUCUUAACACACCUGCAAUCAGGCAGUGUUUGUUUUGGCCCUGUACUUAGUCCCUCAGAGCAAAGCAGAAAUCCCAUAGGUACAGAAGUGUCACUUUGCUUGUUCCUCAUGCUGCCAACACUGUGGGUGUGCUCACUGCCUGAGAGUCCUUCCUGCCUUCAGCCUUGCAUGGAAGGGAAGGAAAAAUCAGAGCAGGAACCCUCAUUAACUCUGCCCCAAAACCCUGUUUCAGGGUUCUGGCUUUCCUUUGCACAUCUCUAUUUCCCAAGCUAAGACCUGGAGAGUCUCUUUUCUCCCACUAGUUGCUUGAGUAUAAGCCUACUAUCAUUUAGAUGUCCAAACGGAAGAAACUACUUGAUAAUGCAGAGAAAAUACUGUUCUAAGAGUGCUGAGGCAGCUAUUAGAAACAGCUGAAAUUUGUAGGAAAUGCUACUGAACUACUGCAAAAGUUAAAGCUGGAUGCAAGAAAGUGUUGCAGCAAAGAGCCUGCUCUAGAUAAGAUGCCAGCCUUCUCUUAUCUCAAAUGUACUUCCUGAAGUAAUCAAGGCAGAAUUAAGACAUGGAUUACUACAUAAAGCAUGGCAUGGCUCUAGCCACAGUAUUGUAUUUUACUGAAAAGCUUCAGGCUGUAGAUUCACGAGUACCUGUGUCCUGCCAGCAGCACUAGGGCCACAUGAAAGAAGAAAAGGCCUAGGAGCAACUAAACCUAAGCAUUUGUGUUCAUUUCAGGGUAGCUUGGGGUUAAUGCUGAGAGGCAUCUCCUUUUGCCUACCUUAUCAGGUAUCCUGGGCUUGUGGUCAGGCUGCUGGAGGAGCUGCCCUACAGACAGGAGCAGAGAUCACUGUGUUCUUAUGUUGCUUGGAAGGAAAGAAGCAGCAGAAAGUAGUUGCAGUUUCUCCCAAACUCAGUAGAGUUUUGGGGGUUUUUUUUCCCCAUACCUAUCCACUGUUUAACCAUAGCUAGCUCUUUACUGAUGGCUGAAGUUAAGUCAGAUGGGAUCUGAAUGGAAGAACUUGCAUUACCAUCUCCUUAAUUACCUGAGUUAAAGCAUCAACUCCUACCAUCAGCUGUCACCAGCAUCCACAGUUAAAUUAAUUAUAUGGUUGACACUGUCUUUGACCUUUAAUUCCUUCUGUGAUACUGCCAAAAGUGUUUGUUCUCUAGAUUCUAGUACAGUUUAGCUUUAUGAGGAAUGGUUUAAAAGCAAAGUAUUUCCUCUGUUAUUAACCAUAAGUUAUUAAACACUGUCAACAUACCUUAGAGUGAAACACUGCUGAAAUGUACUGCUUAGCAAUAAGGGAGGUGGUAAAUGUUUGACAAGAAUAAAUUUCUGCAAGGAACAGUACUGCUUGAAGAAAAUAGCUGAAUAUUCCUAAUUCAAUGCUAUUGCUCGAGGGCAUAGAGAUGGAUGUCUAAAAUAUUCAAUUACCAUCCUGCUGAUGAAUCUAUUUAUUUCAAAUCCAUUCUGAAAUUAUUUACUACCCUAAAAUUAUGAUUUGAAUGUUUAGUUCAUUCCCUUGGCAUAGAGAGGAAGCUCAAGUUGCUGGGAGGAGAGAGGCUAAAGUAAAUAGUUCAUUAUUUAAAAAAAACUUGCAUCCUGCUAACAGUGGGAAGAAAGAACUGAGAGUUUUUACUGACUGACAGUAACUUAGUCACUCUUUUCACACACUGCUUCCUGCCUUUGCCUAAACGUAUCUCAUCAGUGCACAUUUUCAAUGCAAGACUUUCCUGGUAGUGAGGUUACCAAAAUAAACUUUACUUAUCUAUGUGAAA
Molecule: messenger RNA, 4111 nt
Organism: Neopelma chrysocephalum (saffron-crested tyrant-manakin)
Lineage: Eukaryota; Metazoa; Chordata; Aves; Passeriformes; Pipridae
Product: fatty acid amide hydrolase-like
Exons: 20
Coding region: 18-1859 (613 amino acids)
Molecular function (GO): catalytic activity
Source: RefSeq, a predicted model, not a curated record